Xyrauchen texanus (razorback sucker) is the source of this 5228-nucleotide messenger RNA. Its product is annotated as DENN domain-containing protein 2C-like. Lineage: Eukaryota; Metazoa; Chordata; Actinopteri; Cypriniformes; Catostomidae. The record is from RefSeq and is a predicted model, not a curated record. The transcript has 23 exons. The coding region runs from base 794 to 3658 and encodes 954 amino acids.
UCUACGUCUACAAAUACGCAGCAUCCGCUAAUAAACACCAGCCUUUGAACCAUCCCAGUCCUAACCUUGCCACCUUUAUUGACGACAUGAACUUCCUUAUUGCCUUGAUCACCCAGGGCCCAAUAAAGACAUACACUCAUAGUCAUCUGAAAUGCCUUGUGUUAAAGUUCAAUGUUGACCGAAAUGGAAGAAAUGAAAGAGCUGAAGAAAAAUCCCCACAGAGACAUUUACAACUGUAGGAAGGGUUUGGUUCCCAUGCCAUGUGCUCUUCUGUCUUGUCAUUGUGUUUGGUGAAAGCACAUGGCUUCUGUCAGGAAAGAGGCAUGAACACAGAGAGUUCAGACCUCUCUGUGGGGAGGCUGGAGCUGUUACCUGCUGGCCUGCUUCAUGACUACUGAUAACAUCUCUCAUGGCCUCAACCUCAAGAAGAGCCCUGUCCUGCAGUACCUUUAUUACCUGGCCCAGGUCCCCAUUGCUAUGUCCUCACUCAGCAACAACAGCCUGUUCCUGGAGUAUAAUAAAAACCCACUGCUGGAGUUCCACAAGAUGGGCCUAAUGGUGUCCCUGUCCACUGACGACCCCAGUUCCAUUACACCAAGGAUGUAAAGUGAAGCCACAAUGGUUGAGGAACUAAACACAUAGCUGUCAUACAGAAACAACUUGUGAGAACUUAAUUAACCUUUGAGCACCGUGAAGGAACUGCAGUAUCUUCCUGCAAUGCCAGACAAGCCUGCAAGCUUCCUGCAGUGAUGUCUGCGCUGUGACGGCUGGCUCACAUUGUAGCCUCAUCAUCAUGCUGGCCCUUGGAGUAGACAAUGUGAAAAGAGGUGGGAAUGUGGUUGCAGGAAGACCAGGUGGGAGAACAAUGGCAGCGUGGACUCCUGUCACUGCUCUGCCAAUCACGCGUGAGCCUGGCAUCAACAUCAAGCAGAAAAUCUCUCAAUGGGAGGGACUAAGCCAACAGGAGGAUGUUCAGACUGGGAGAUCAAAGACCCCACAAAUCCUUGCCUGCCGCACUCUUUCAGGGGACAUUGUUGGUAACGGACUCGAUUGCAAUGAAAAAAGUAAUGUAGUUUGUAACAAAGUGACUGUAUCAAAAGCCAAAAGCUUGGGUUUGGAUUUCAGGGAAAACCAGGUAUCUCGUAGACCGGUUAUAGAUGGAAUCCAAUCUGAUUUCCCAAGAAAUCGAACUCCUUUGAAUACAACUCCCGCAAUUAAGCCGUUGACCACCGUAACCCACGUCCAGACUCCUGUAAUUAAAAUGAAUGCUAAAAAUGUUAAUGGCAAUAAUAUAAAGGCAAACAAUUUAACAGAUGUUAAAGUCACAUCUCUACCUCAAUGUGUAGAUGACCCAGAGGCAUCACUGCCUCCCGGCAACUUUUAUACCUCCAAGGGUUUCUGGAAAAAACUGGAGGCGGAUGAAUCUUUCUGGGAGAGAGAGAAAGAUUCCUCAACUGUAACUAAGUGUCUUGGUGAAAUGAAACUCUGUCCCCAAAACUCUACUUCCCCUCCACCUAAACCGCAGCGUACAUUUCAGUACAAGGGCGUGAACUGUCCGUCUGGCCAAUGGAUCCAGUUGGAGAACCAGACAUCAUCGGUCCGCAAAUCAAAUCAAGUCCGAAAGAAUGACAUCAUCUUAAAGCCACCCAGCUGUCCACCUCCUCCAUGUCCAGUCAACACUUUCAAUGGGUUUCCCAGAAACAGAAAGAACAGGAAGUCAUUUGAGUUUGAGGAUGUGGUACGGCUAACGACCCAACAGGCCUCCAGGGGGAAGGAGGACCGUGGUUCGGGCCUUUUCCAUGCCCGAUCUGAAGAGAGCAUCUACGAGGACAUCAUCUCUGCGGAUUUGUCAAGAAAGAACCCAUAUGAAGACAUCAAACUUUCUCCCAUGUGUUUACCCAUAAGAAGAUCACGAAACUAUACCAUUGUUCAGAGAGAGAGCCCACACCUCAAGCUGCCACCAAAGCCCUUCACACUUUCAGCUAAUGGUGACCGACUGCACAAAGUGUUGUGGGACCGCAAAGAAUCUGUAACAUCACCUACCCGUACCUCCACUGAAAACUCUCCUAAAUCAAUGGCAGUUAAACCUACUACUGUGUACAAGACACUCCGACAACCCCCGUUUAUAAACAGGAUCCAGGAGAUCUUUGAAGCCAAGAGAGGGAGGAAACGAGUGUGGGCGACUGCAGCCAGAGAUGAAUUGAGCGGGACAGAGAGUGAUCCAGAGGAGACUUCUAAUGAUCGUUCCAAGCGCACAGUGUAUGUGCAGUCAACCCUAAAACGUCGGCCGAGUUACCGCACUUUAGAGAGGGACCUGAUCCAACUACAACAGCAGCAGCUUUUCCAGCAAUUUGUUGUGGUGUCACUUAGAAAAACCUCCCCUGGAAACACUUACACACCUGAGAUUACGCAACUGUUCCCUACAAAGUUUGAGAAGUCUUCUCGUCUGUCUCGUGAAGCUGAGGACAGAUUGAAUGCCAUUCCAAAGUUUUGUUUCCCUGACUGUCAUGACUGGCGACCCUCCUCUGAUCACACAAGUGAAACAUUUUCUUUUGUCCUGACGGGAGAAGAUGGGAGUCGCCUAUUUGGAUAUUGCCGCAAAAUUCUGCCCUGUGGGAAAGGGAAAAGACUGCCUGAAGUUCACUGCAUCAUCAGCAGACUGGGCUGCUUCAGUCUGUUUGCCAAGAUCUUGGAGGAGGUGGAGAGGAGGAGAGAGAUAUCUCCUGCUUUGGUUCAUCCUUUCAUGCGCAGUGUCAUGGAAGCUCCUUUCCCCGCUCCUGGACGCACCAUCACCGUCAAGAGCUUCCUGCCUGGAUCUGGCAAUGAGGUUUUGACUUUGUGCAGGCCAGUGGACUCUCGUUUGGAGCAUGUGGAUUUUGAUAGUUUGUUACAGUGUCUGAGUGUGACCAGACUCCUUCAGGUGUUUGCGUCACUACUACUGGAGAGGAGGGUCAUCUUCAUCGCAGAUAAACUCAGUGUCUUGUCCCGAUGUGCCCAUUCUGCCCUGGCAUUGCUGUAUCCCUUCACCUGGCAGCACACCUUCGUACCUGUGCUUCCCGCCAGCAUGCUGGACAUAUGCUGCUCUCCCACACCCUUCGUCAUGGGGGCAUUGUCUCCGUCCCUGCCACAGGUGCUAGAUAUGCCCAUCGAGGAGCUUCUUAUUGUGGAUUUGUGUGCGGACAAGUUUGUCAUUCAGCUUGGAGACGAGGACUGUAUCUUACCCAGCAAGCUGCAGGCAGCGCUUCAGGAGAUCCUGGAGAACCGGGAGGAGAUACUAGAACAAAAUGCACAGGACAGGAAAGGAGAUGAAUCAUACUUGAGCACCUUGAUGUCAGAGGCAUUUGUGUGGUUCUUUGUUGAGCUGGUUGGGCAUUAUUCCCUCUAUAUGACAGAAGGAGGGCCCGGUGGGUCCCGAGAGCUGCAGAGAGAUGCUUUCAGGAAAUCUCAUCCUUCUCGUGGAGUGCGACAGUUCCUGCAGCUCUUCAUGGACACACAGAUGUUUGCUGGUUUAAUUCAUGACCGAGAGCUCAGAAAAGGAGAUGUUAAAGGGCUGUUUGAACUGAGAGCUUCAGAAUAUCUAGAAUCCUAUCCAGAACCAGAACCGAGUGGAGUCAACAAAUUUCUCAAGGGGCUUGGAAAAUUCUUGCAGAAGAAAUGAGGGACUGUCUAAGCUGCACAAAAUCUGUCAGACAUCAAGUAUGAGCAGCCACGGCUUCUUCACAGGCAUGUGAUGACUCAACCAGCAUCUCAUUUCCUUCCCUGUAGAGAAUAGUCUUGGGUGGAGAUAAGGUCAACACUGGAAUCAGCUUGUUCCGCCCUAAAAGUUCUCCGACUUGGAUUUUCUGUGCCAUCAUUAAGCACAAGGAACAAAGAGGAUGGAAUUACAACACAGGAAAGGGAGGAGUCUGUGUCAUGUUAUUGUGGCCAAUAAGGAAAAUACUGACUAUGAAUGAGUUAUAACAAGGGUUGGGUUAAUGGCCAUUUCAGAUGUCUUACACUUACCUUUUCAAUUGUCUUUAAAGGAAUAGUUCACCCAAUAAUGAAAAUGCUCUAAUCAUUUACACACCCUCAUGCCAUCCCAGAUGUGUAUGACUUUUGUCUUCUUCAGAACACGAAUAAAGAUUUUUAGAAGAAUAUCUAAACUCUGUUGGUCUGUUUGCAAGUGAAUGGUGACCAGAAAUUUGAAGCACCAAAAAGCACAUAGAGACAGCAUAAAAGCAAUUCAGAUGACUCCAGUGGUUAAAUCCAUGUAUUUAGAAGCAAUAUUAUAAGUGUGGGUGAGAAACAGAUCAAUAUUAAAGUCCAUUUUUUACUAUAAAAGUCCACUUUCACUUCCACAUUCUUCACAUUCUUCAGGUUUAUCUCCAUCUACUGGGCAGUGAGGAGCAUUUAUAUUAAAAAGGACUUGAGUAUUGGUCUGUUUCUCCCCCACACCUAUCAUAUUGCUUCUGAAGACAUAGAGUAAACAACUGGAGUCACAUGGAUUACUUUUAUGCUGCCUUUUUGUGCUUUUUGAAGCUUCAAAUUUCUGGCCACCAUUUAUAGUAAAAGGAGUUACAUUUUGAUCUAUUUUCAGCCAAAACUGAUUGGAUAACUUCAGAAGACAUGGAUUAAACCACUGGAGUAUUAUGGAUUACUUUAAUGAUGCUUUUAUGUGCUUUUUGGAGCUUCAAAGUUUCACUUGCAUUGUAUGGACCAACAAAGCUGAGAUACCCUUCAUAAAUCUUCAUUUGUAUUUUGCAGAAGAAAGUAAGCCAUAAACAUCUGGGAUGGCAUAUGGGUGAAAAAUGUAGACAAUUUUAAUUUCUGGUUGAAUUAAUUGUAUGUCAUUUGUAUUAUACUAGACUAUAAAGUAGGCUGAUGCAAGCAUUUUUUUGUAAAAAAAAAUAAAAUCUACAUAUUUUGUCCCAGCUGCAAAUUAUUUGUAGUUUUUAAAUAUACUGUAUUUACAGUAUAAUGAACGAUGGCUUCUGUUUCCCUUCUAGAAAAUAAUUUAUGAUUUUUCAGAUGCACAGAAAUUACCUUUUAAUUUGAAUGUCAAACAAGUUGUCAUGUUUGCUCUUUUACUUAAUAUCAAUGCACAUUUUCAGCUUUAAGGGCUCUUACUCUUUGUACAGUUUUUUACAAGGAAUAUUUUGUGUAACUAGACUUUGUUACAUUUGCAAAUAAAAUUAUCUCUGAUACAGUAUUUGUAGAUGAGACAUGCAUAGAAUUAAACCACGUGACUG